AUGUCCAUCUCGAUUCGCAGCACCGAGCAACGACAGGUCGCCCGCCGACAACCGCCGACAGCCUCAUCAAGCGCCGCUUUCCUACCUCGGGAUGUGCUUGCUCCGGCGAGCCGCCCCGCCUCUGCCGUUGAGGCAACGCCCGAACCAGCCUCGUCGUCCCAGGUCCCAGAGAAGCAGGACGCUGCGUCAACGCCGAUCCUUGAUAAUGUGCGUUCUUCCUCUUGCACUGCGGCACCGCCGCCGUUCUCCGCCAGCAGCGAUCAGCGUUCCAAUCAGGACAACAAGUGCAUCCACAGAACACACACUCUGACGUCCAAGCCUCCGCCAUCAGCGUCUUCCACGUCAUCAAGGGGAGCAGCGGCUCCGUCGUCGCCACCCUCAGCACCAUCUUCAACCACCGACGCACCAAGAUGCGGCCAUGACGCUGAGCCGGAGCGUCCUCACGGCGCAGCGUCGUCCGCUGCAUCACCGUCUGCACCCGGGUCGUCGGCGGUCGCCAAUUCGCAAAGGACAGCCGCGUCGCACUCGCUGCUUUACUCGGUGUCUCGCUUUACAGAGCCCGUCAAGCGCAUUAUUUUAAUCCGGAACGGCCGCAGCGAGGCCAACGAGGAUGUGAGGGCGUACGUGCAGACACCAGACUGGCGCAUUCCAUUGGUAGAGGAGGGAAAGCGCGAGGCGAUCGCGGCGGGACGCGCCCUGAGCGAGCUCAUCGGGGAUGAUCCCGUGUACUUUUACUACUCUCCGUACAUCCGAUCGCGGCAGUCGCUGCGGUACGUGCUGCAGGGCUUUGACGAGGCCCGGUUAAGUGGGCUGUCACACUCGCAGGAGUGGUGGGAGGAUGAGGAAACCCCCGGUGUUGCAUCAGCGGCAGCGGCUGCAGAGUCCUUGACACUCAAGUGCGCCAACGCAUCGGCGGACGAGGCGGGCACGCCACCUCUACUCGUCCCGGCCCCAUCAGCGAUCUCUACCCACGCGACUUCUUCCGACGCGCACUGCUGUUUCCAUCGCGACCCAUCUCUUGUGCUGAACAGAGGCACGAGCAACAACAUCAUUGGCGUCCGCGAAGAUGUUCGGCUUCGAGACGGCGACAUUGGCCGCUACACGAGCGCCGACGAGCUCAUGCACCACCUUGAGGAGCGUGAGCGAUACGGCCGGUUCUUCUACCGCUUCCCCUUUGGCGAGAGCGGCGCGGACGUCUGUGACCGCGUCACCUCCUUCCUCGACGCGUUUCAGCGCGAGCGGGUCGAAUUUCCAAUGGACACCAGCGUCGUCAUCAUCACCCACGGGCUGACGAUGCGCAUGUUUAUCAAGCGCUGGUUCUACCUCACGGUAGAGACGUUCCACAAGAUGAAGUCGCCACCACCUGGGUCGUUGUGCACAUUGACUCGCUUGCACCACCGCAGCUGCUUCCGCCUCGACGAAUGCUGCGUGGAGUCGAUGAACCUGCCGCUGUCGCUGAACGAGUUCAACGGAUACAAGUAUCGCAACAAGCAGCUGCUGGGUUCCAUGAGCUCCGGUGCCCCGUAUAUGUGA
This is a messenger RNA of Leishmania mexicana MHOM/GT/2001/U1103, 1533 nucleotides long. It is a transcript of the gene iPGAM, whose product is annotated as phosphoglycerate mutase. Bases 1 to 1533 code for a protein of 510 amino acids. The transcript has a single exon. Gene Ontology annotation, molecular function: phosphatase activity. NCBI's taxonomy places the organism in Eukaryota, Euglenozoa, Kinetoplastea, Trypanosomatida, Trypanosomatidae. The record is from RefSeq and is a predicted model, not a curated record.